UGUUGUUGUUGUUUGUGAUCUAUUCUCCGUGUUUCGUAGACGAAAUCGGGAAUCAUGCAAGUCGGCGGCGGCGGCGGCACACAGGCUGUUCUUCAGGCCCCCAACAGUUACGAUCGAGUGAGUGAUUGGAUAACCUACGAGAGCAGUGCGGAUAAGGGUGUUCAAGAAGUGUCCAGAAGGAAUCCAUAUCCUUACGUAUUCUUCAGGUUGGAGAGCGAGAGUUCGGCUGAUUCCCAAGAUGACACUGAGAGUGUUUACAGUGUGCAGGGCAAGGAGACCGACUUAGCACAAGAUACCUCGGAUACAGAAUCGAAAAGUGAUUGCUCGUCAGUGUCUGUUGACCUAGAGGUCGAAUUGGUGGAAUUCGAUGUCGCCAGUUUAUCUGACGACGAGUUCCCCAUGGCCAGCGGUUACUCGUCCAGCGGAACAGAUGAUUGGAAGGCGGCGGAAGGCGCUCUGGCUGCGGUGCUGUGCGACAGCUCCUUGGAGGCGUGGGGCACGGAUCACGAGAUGUCCGAGGACGGAUCGAGCGUGGAGAAGCAGAAGAAGGAGGCGACGACGGGCCACUGGAUAUGUGUACAGUGCAAAUCGAAGAAUGACAAUCAGCCAUUCAGAUACUGCGAGAGAUGCUUUCAGAUUUGCAGACUCUGUAAGACUGGACGAGCUUACAGGUAUUUCUCACUGUGCGGUCAGUGCUUUAAGGUAAGAAAAAGUUUGUUCCCUCCACGACCGCGCGGAAAGCGUAAACGCAAGAGGAGCCCCGAUCCUAAAGUAAAUUUAGAAACGGUGCGUUCGUGCAUUCGCAGGAUGUCCGAGGAUGUGAACUCCACGAGCGCCGGCGAGCAGAUCUCCCAAUGGAACUUCAAUACGAUCGUCGUGCCCGAACAUUUGAAAAUGCCGUCUUUCGCUGAUAGCGCGAUAUCCUCGUCGUCUUCUACGACCAAACGAAAAUCAGCGCAAUCCGAGGACGUUGACGAUGAUGAUGAUGAUGAUGUGGAAGAAAAUGAAGAGCCGGCAAGUAAAAGGCGCCGCAAGAACAUCGACAGCGAAUCCGAUUUGAUGAAAUGUGAUAGCGGCUUGAGCAGCGGUCUCUCGCAGAGCAGCAGCACCAGCAGCAGCUCGGACGAGACGAAGUUCGGAACGGAACUGUGCAUAAUGUGCAACACGAGCCCGCAGAACGGAAUAUUCCUGCACGGCAGUAUAGGUCACAUGUGCUGCUGCUACAAAUGCGCGAUGAAAUCGUGGAAAUCUAGUAAACGCUGUCCCGUCUGCAAUUGCAAAGUUAAAAACGUUAUCAAAGUCUUUAAAAUGUAAGUAGAGAGCUCGCACAUGAAGGAGAAAAGCGGAGCAGAUUAAGUUAGUAAGCGAGAAGAGAAAACAAAGAAGAAAAAAAAAUAAUAAUAUAGAAACCAAAAGUGUUUUUUUUUUUGGCAAAAGCAAAGAUAGACGAAUUUCUAAUUGAGAAUCAUUUAUAUAUGUAUAUUUUUUUUUUUGGAUGAAGGAAGAUAGAUUAUGUUAUUAAAUAUUUAUUAUUUUUUUUGCGCUGCCGUCUCUCCGGUUCUUCGCCUAAAUGAGUCCUAUUUAGGGACGAAUCAACCGGACGACGAGGCAGGAUUUACUUUACUUUUGUGUUUAUUCUUUCUUUUAAAUUAAUAAUUAACUUUAUUAAUGCGAAACGAAUUUGUAAU
Nicrophorus vespilloides is the source of this 1688-nucleotide messenger RNA. Its product is annotated as E3 ubiquitin-protein ligase Mdm2-like. Lineage: Eukaryota; Metazoa; Arthropoda; Insecta; Coleoptera; Silphidae. The record is from RefSeq and is a predicted model, not a curated record.